AUGAAAGAAUCGCUAAGCAGACAGAAGUCCUAUGCAGAUAAGAGGAGAAGGCCUUUGGAAUUUGAUGCAGGGGAUCAUGUGUUCCUUAGAGUCACGCCGACUGCUGGCAUUGGAAGGGCUAUCAAAUCAAGGAAGUUGACUUUGAGAUUUGUUGGGCCAUAUCAGAUCUUGAGAAGGAUUGACACCGUAGCGUAUCUCUCACAUGUGCUGGAGUCUGAUGACAUACAGAUUAGGGAGGACUUGAUAGUGAACACAGGACCUAUCAUAAUACUAGACUCUCAAGUGAAGAAGCUACGAGGGAAGGAGAUCAGAACAGUGAAAGUGCUUUGGGAUGAGGCCACUUAG
Molecule: messenger RNA, 345 nt
Organism: Vigna unguiculata (cowpea)
Lineage: Eukaryota; Viridiplantae; Streptophyta; Magnoliopsida; Fabales; Fabaceae
Source: RefSeq, a predicted model, not a curated record